UCCUGGUUGGUUUACGAAUUCUGACAUGGAGAGACUUGUCUUUUUGAUAUUAUUGAGACUGACUUUGUCAUCUGGAUACCAAAUCGUGUCUCAGAAAAACUAUACCAAACAGGCUAUGGAAGUAUACGGCUGUCAAUCACAAAACGCAUGUCAUUUAUACCAAUCCAGUAACGCUGUAGAUGAAAAUGUUCACACAUGUACAAGGACAGCACCUAUUGGAACUAUAACUACAGAUAGAUCGACAUGGUGGUAUGUUGACCUUGAAAAGGUACUCAGCAUCUACAGCAUCAGAAUACAGUUCAAAGAUGGUGAACAUGAAUAUGGUAUUGUCAUGAGACAAAGAGGACGUUUUGCUGGUUUCUCGCUCUAUGUGUCAAACACAACUAUAAAGGAGGAUGGGUAUCUAUGUUACAAGAACGGACAGGAGUUACCGCCCUUGGAUUUCAGUACAACUUGUGUUAAACAUGGACGUUACGUUAUAUUUUACAAUGAAAGACUUGACGGAACAACUUAUCCUACCGGAUAUGAAACAGCUAUAGUUCACACUGAAUUGUGUGAAGUAUCCGUAACAGGUUGUAAAAAAUCCGGUGUGUAUGGAUAUAACUGUGAUCUACCCUGUCCAAACAACUGCCAGGAAAUGAGAUGUGACAUUGUCAACGGAACGUGUUUGGGUUGUACUGCAGGAUGGAUGGGAGAUUUUUGUAACGAACAAGACAUUUUUGUAACAUGUCCACCUGGAUAUUACGGUCUACAGUGUAGAUCUACGUGUACUGGACACUGCAGAGACAACCUGUCCUGUAAUCACACCACUGGACAAUGUGACUAUGGCUGUGGUAAUGGAUGGACAGGAACACAUUGUAACACAGAGUGUCCUGCAGAAUCAUACGGUCGUGAUUGUAUGUAUAACUGUAGUGGACAGUGUCUGAAUUACCUCCCCUGUAACAGGACAACAGGAAUAUGUGAGGGAGGCUGUAAUCCAGGAUAUACCGGGGAACUCUGUGACAAAGUUUGUGAUGAUGGCUGGUAUGGAGAAAACUGCUCUGCACGAUGUAACGAGAACUGUGUCAACCAGUCAUGUUUUCAUAUCACAGGCACCUGUACAUACGGAUGUAAACCGGGAUGGAGGACUCCCAACUGCACACAGAAAUGUUCAGUAGGAACAUACGGAAAAGAUUGUGGAAAUCACUGCAGCAGUCAUUGCAGAAACACAACAUGUAAUCCAAUCACAGGAUCUUGUCUGGAGGGCUGUACUCCAGGAUACUUAGGGCGUAUCUGCAACAAACCAUGUGAUAAAGGAACAUAUGGACUCAACUGCUCCCAGAAUUGUUCUCAGAACUGCCUUGGCGAUUGUGACAAUGUUGACGGAUCCUGCAUGUGUUCCUCUGAACGGACAGGUUCCCCUAACUGUAGUGAAAAAUUUUCGGGGUCAGGAGGUUCUGCAGCACAGUCCGAUACGAUAGAUUCUGGCGCAGUAACAGGAGCUAUGGGAGGGGAGGUGGGAGCCGUGGGUCUUAUUGCUUUCUUCAUCACAGGGAUACUGUUUAUACGAUGGAGAAGAAAGAAAGAAAGAAAACAUGAAGAUACGGAGACGGUAGCGUUUUCUUCUGUCCCAGAAACGUUAACAAUAGGUGAUAAAAGACAUGAAGAUAUGGAAAUGCGUGGAGUCGGAAACCCAGGCUUAGAAUUAGAAACUGAGGGGGAAGUGCUCACGACGAAUACUAAAAUAGACAUAUCCGUCGCAGAUUUUGAUAAAGCAAUAUUCGUCUUGUCUGAAAAUCAGAAUGUCAAGUUCAAAGAAGAAUACAUGACAAUUCCUAGAGGAGAACUACACCCAAGUAAUGAAGGAAAUAAACAGGAAAAUGUUGCCAAAAAUCGAUACACCACGAUUUUCCCGUAUGACCAUUCACGUGUUGUUCUGAAAUCAUCACCAAAAGAGUCGGACUACAUUAACGCGAAUUAUAUUGAGGAUGUACAAGGAAAGAAAUCGUAUAUUGCAGCCCAAGGACCAAAAUCAAAGACAAUUGUUGAUUUCUGGAAAAUGGUCUGGCAAGAAGACAUCAGUGUAAUUGUUUGUCUGACGAAUCUCAAAGAGGGAAAUAAGAACAAAUGUGCCCAAUACUGGCCAAAUUCCAGUGACAAGAUAAAGAAAGGCAACAUCAGCAUACGAAACCAGAAAGAAAACGUAUACGCGGACUACGUCAUCAGACACUUCCGCUUGCAAAACAGCGUCGAUAAAGCUGAGCGCGACGUGUGUAUGUUCCAUUAUACGCAGUGGCCAGAUCACGGUGUCCCAGAACCACUGGCUCUCGUGGUAUUCCAUCGACACGUUCUGAAAACUUCUGUCGAACAUCCAGGGAAGUAUACUCUCGUCCACUGCAGCGCAGGGAUUGGUAGGACAGGGACGUACAUAACAUUAGACGCGCUUAAUAAGGGAGGGGAGGUAACCGGGAAAGUUAAUAUCCGGCAGUAUGUAGAAACCAUGAGAAACAGCCGUGCUAACAUGAUCCAGGGCGACGACCAAUACAGAGUUGUCUACUUGGCAUUAUUUGAAUCAUUCCGAGGAGAAGGAAGGUCUGUAUCAACCAAGACAUUUCUACAAGAAUUCCAGGAUCAUUCCUGUUAUAUCAAUCUCGGAGAAGUAGCUAAUAAAUCACCACUUUCUGCUGAAUUUCAGGACCUGUUGUCCAGAAGACGAGAAUACACACAAGAAGACUAUAAAACAGGGCGGCAAAACGUAUCGGCCAAUUACACACCCAGUGUUCUGCCUGUUGAAAGUUACAUGUGUCCAUUGUCAAACACUAAAGGGAAGAACACCUACUACAACGCAGUUUCUUUACAGUCUUUCACAAGAAAUGACCAUUUCAUCAGUGCUCAAUAUCCUCUACCAGAUUACACAGAGGACUUCCUGAGACUUGUGAAGGCUUAUUAUGCACCAACAAUUGUAUCCCUGAGCCCGUUGGUGGAAAUCGAAUCAUCUUCACUUUGGCUUCCUGCUAAAAAUGAAAGUAAAACGAUUAGAGCAUUCACGACUAAAAUGACAGAUUGUACACAAACAACCACAGUCACCAAGACUAGCAUUAUUCUGCACCAAAAGGGAGCUAGUGGCAUGAGCGUUUGUGUAUUGGAAUGUAGAAGAUGGAAAGGAGAAAGCGACUCCUCAAACCGGAGAGUUUUACUUGAUCUCAUCAACGAAGCGAGGGUGGAGGAAAUGACCCACCCCGAGGGAAGGAUUUUGGUUCUGUCGAGUGAUGGGGCCAAGCGAUGUGGUCAAUUCUUGGUUGCAUUCAAUGCUCUGGAACAACUUACCAUGGAUACAGAGGUGGACAUAUUUACAAUCACAAGACAACUGCAAAUCCGACGGCCAGAGUUCAUAUCUUCUUUGGAAGAAUAUCAGUUUUGUUACGAGUCCAUUGCUGAUCAUCUCCAAAAUGACACAGUGUACGCGAAUUGCUGAGGACCAGUGUACGCGAAUUGCUGAGGACCAGUCAAAGAGACUGUGACAUCAACCAGCCUUCCUCCUAAUAACAAUGGAAACACAUUGAAGAAUUUUUUCAUUCACUGGAGACCAGUAUUAUAAAUGUACUGGUGUUAUUAACUCACCCACACUUCACUUAUUGUAUUUGCUUGCUUUUUAUUAACCAUUCUUCCGCUUCUUGUUCCUCUGCCUUAAAAUAUCCGUAGCCGUUGUCCGUAACCAGUAGAUGAAAGUAUUAGAAACUCGAGGUGUGAUAAGCCAAUGUAUAUAGUUGUGUAGAAAUAUUUUGUUUUCAGAUUAAAUGGGGUUAAGUUAUAUUUUGGGGGUGGGUACAACAUAGAAGUAUGUGUGGAAAAAAUAGUUCCAAAAUUCAACAGAUAUAACUUGAAAAAUAUAAUUGCGUCCCGCGGUCUUCGGAAAUGAGAAGAAGAUUCCAGGGCAUACAAACUAGUAUCAAGGUUAAGGGGCCCCAGUGACCUUGACCUCUGACCAUGAAUAAUAUAGAACCUGUUAUAACUUUGGAACCGAUAUUGAUAGAGACAUGGGAUCUAUCAGAUGUGAUAAGACUAAUAGGCAACAAACUAGCAUCAAGGUCAAACUAAUCCUAUGCCUUUCACCUUGAUCAUAAAACACAUUACAUUAUGGGACCAACAGAGACAUGGAAUCGAUAAAGAUUUGAUACUGAAAUGAAACUGAGUCGAAUCACACCAUUCCCACGACACAACCAGUAUUCAACGUCUCCUCCAAUACAAUGCAGCAUACAUCCAGUCACCGCUUGUUCUCUUCCUUUAUAUCUAAUUCAGCUUUUUAAAACCAUGGCACCUUUAAUUCGGCGUCUAAUCCAUUUAUUUCCGCGCAGUAACUCUACCUGAUCUGAACACACUCCGUCAGCCAUUUUUGUUGCUGUUUUCAUUCUUACUUUCAUAUAUUCCUACGCGCCAUUUCAGAAAAGUUAAUUAAAGCUUGUUGAUGAGAGAAACUCUUUGAUUUACUAUUUAAAAAACACAUAUUUAAAUGAUAAGAAAUAAAACUUGUAGCGCAUUGAUGAAAAGGUUGUCCGUCCAAUUUUUCCUUUGAUACCUGCAUCAAGAAAAGAAUUAUAAGUUUCAUUUCUUAAAUUAAUUAUAUGUUUCAUUUCUUAAAGCACGGUCUUUUGGAAUAAUAGUAGUUCUCGAAGAAAGCCCACAUUUCAAAAGCCAGUACUUCCUUUGGGAUACUUUUUAACCGGAAGGUUAUAAAAAACCUAUUUUCUCAUAUCUUGAUUUUAAAAUACAUUGUUGCAACCCUUA
Molecule: messenger RNA, 4764 nt
Organism: Ostrea edulis (European flat oyster)
Lineage: Eukaryota; Metazoa; Mollusca; Bivalvia; Ostreida; Ostreidae
Product: receptor-type tyrosine-protein phosphatase alpha-like
Exons: 27
Coding region: 26-3454 (1142 amino acids)
Biological process (GO): protein dephosphorylation; cell communication
Cellular component (GO): membrane
Molecular function (GO): protein tyrosine phosphatase activity
Source: RefSeq, a predicted model, not a curated record